This is a messenger RNA of Closterium sp. Naga37s-1, 2349 nucleotides long. NCBI's taxonomy places the organism in Eukaryota, Viridiplantae, Streptophyta, Zygnematophyceae, Desmidiales, Closteriaceae. The record is from the annotation of a GenBank genome assembly.
AUGCUUUUGAGGGAAUUAGUGGAACCUGCACGGAAGCUUCUUCCCGGGUCCCCUUACCUGAAUCCGAAUCCCGCCAUCUCCGCGCCACCAUCAUUCAGGGAGAAGGGUUUCACCAAGCCUUUCUCCCCUCCUAUCUUUACCCCUCUUCCCGAAUCCCGCCAUCUCCGCGCCUCCAUCACUCAGGCCGUCUCUAGCUUCGUUGCCUCCUCCUCGCAAGUCAAUCCUUCCCAGCUGCCACUGCUCGUAUCUGCCUUCUUCCAGAGCAGGCCACAAGUAGCAGGAGUGGUAAAGGGUGCUCGGAGGUGGAGUGCGGUGCUGCAGGGUGCGCUGCCGACGCUGAGUGCGGGGCUGAGUGCAUGCGAGUGCUCACAAGACCUCCUGCCUCCACCAAAGAAGCCAAGCUCCAGCACUGUCUCGUUCCGCUCCUCCUUCACGUUGCCUCCCGGCUUGUCACUGCCACAGCACAUCCGCUCCACCCUCACUCUCUCACUCCACGCAGCACCAACACCCAUCCCCAUCAUUCAACCACCUUUCAACCGCAACAGCCAUCAACCACUCAAGCGCAUCCGCUCCUCCGCACACAUCCCUUCUCAGUCCCAGUCCGCCUCCACACGAGAAGGAGGAGGAUUGCCAGGGGAUGGUUGGAGUGGUGGAAAGAAUGGGAAGGAUGUGAAGGAUGGGAAGAAGGGAGCUAUGUCAAGUCCGGCAUGGGAAGAGGUGUUGAUGGCAGAUGGUGAAGGCAAGGGAGUGAAGUUUGAAGACAGGGGGAGGGGCGGGGGUAGCAUCAGUGAGGGCGGUGAGAGCAGUGAGGAUGGGGACAGCGAGGGCAGUGACAAUAGUGGGAGUGAGCUGUUGAGUCAGGAGGGCAAGAAGAGCUGGGUGCAGUGGUGCUUGCCGCCCCCUCGGGACGACUACCGGGACAAGGAGUUCAUUCAGGGCAAGAGGAGCUGGGUGCAGUGGUGCCUGCCGCCCCCUCGGGACGACUACCGGGACAAGGAGUUCAUUCAGAUCGAACGAGGCCCAUUAGCUCUUCACCAGGCCUUCAUUCAGAUCCUCUCCGCCGACCCAACAGCCCUCCGAACUGGAGGCUUGGACGUCCGGUUCACAGGCGAGGGUGGCGCUGCAGGUCCGGGAGUGCUUCGGGAGUUCUUCGCCUUCGUUCGGGCUCACCUCUUCGACCCGAACCUGGGCCUCUUCUCUCCCGUACCUCACGACCCGAGCCGGUUCUCCCUCUCCCUGGCGUCCCGAGCCAACCCUGCCGAAGCUAAGGAGUACCUUCGGUUCGCCGGACGUAUCCUGGCCCUCGCUUUGGCCCAUCAGGUCCCCUUAGGAGUGAAACUGUCACGGUCCCUGUUUGCGCUGCUUGCUGCUCGCACUCCCUCCCUUGCUGAUGCUGCUGCUGAUGAUCCCCAGCUAGUAGCCAGUUGUCGGUCUUUGCUGGCCAUGGCUGAAAGGGAGAGGGAAGAAGCAGCACAGGGAGGAGGAGGAAGAGAAGGAGGAGGAGGAAUAGAGUCACUGUGUCUCACCUUUGUGGCAUCUGUAGAGGAUCCGAUGGGCGGCCCGCCAAUCGAAGCAGAGCUCGUGCCAGGUGGCAGCGAGCGAGUGGUCGGUGCGGCUGACGUGGCGGAGUUUGUGCAGCGGAUGGUGCAGUUUAGAGUGUGCGGGGUGGUGGAGGAGGAGGGAGAGGCGUUGCGGCGAGGCAUGGAGGAUAUACUGGGGAGCGGAGGAGGGCGGGAUGUGGUUCCAGGGAAGGGGGAUGCAGUGGAAGGAAGGGAAGGGAUGGAAGGGAAAGGAGGGAUGGAAGGAAGUGUAGGGGCUCAGAGAGGGUUGGGAGGUGGUGUUGGAAGAGGUGACAUGGAAGGAGGCGAUGGGCUGCAGACGCCACUCCAGAAAAGUGAUGAUUGCUGCAUUGAUUCGGUUGAAGGCGUGAGUCUCGCGGCCAUGCUCGCCCCGCUUUCAUGCGACGACCUCCAUCUGCUUCUUCACGGGGAGGACCGCCAUGUGGCGGUCUCUGAUUGGCAGGCGCACACGGUCUACCACGGGUAUUCUCCAGAAGAUUCCCAGGUUUUGUGGUUUUGGGAAGUUGUGGAAUCGCUUUCGGGUGAGCAGCGGAAGUCGCUGCUGUUUUUCGCGACUGCUGUUUCGAAACUGCCCGUGAACGGAUUCAAGGGGCUGGCGAUGGGGUUUCAUCUGCAUCGGGCAGAUGUGGAUCUUUCCCGCCUGCCCACGGCACACACGUGCUUUCACCAGUUUCUGCUGCCGCCAUAUGAGAGCAUAGAGAUGAUGCGUACGCGCUUGCUCAUUCUCGUGAGCUCGUCAUAUAUUGUUCAUAGCUUUGGCUUUGCAUGA